AUGCAUUUUGUGUACUCCGUAGUGCUUCCCCAAGUUGGGGAUUUCAACAGGCAUUGUACCGCUCUGAUACGGAUGCGUGUUCGGUCUCACCGCCAGCCGGACCCUCCUCCUGGCCGCCUGAGCGUCAACUUGAGAGGCACGCGGCGGUCGUAUUGCUCAUUUUCCAAGUUCGACACGUCAUCUCCCUCACCGACUACCACCAACUUUGCUGCUGGCGGAUUGCCGAUCUCCAUGCCUCAGCUGCUGCUGCGCCAGUCCAAGGGUAGAACAUCAACCGCACGCAGUAUUGGGGUACUCAUGAAGUGGCAGAAGUAUAAAUGCACAAACGAGACCUUUAUCCGCACACAACAAUGCAAUGGCCCCUGGCAUCCCCGUUUGUUAAUUGAACCGUUUCUUCGCUGCCAGUACAUAGUCGCCGGAAGAGCCACCGGGCACGUUUGCAUAACAGACUCAACAGGGUGGUCGAACUAUGGCAACAUCUGCGGCGACGGCUCCGUGCCCGCCGCGCUCGGUACCAAGGCCUGCCCGUCUCAAAUUUCCGCGGGAUGGCCGGGCUACAGCAGACGAUUCCCUUUCGAAGAGCUUUGCGUACAUGCGGCGUAUCGCUCGCCGAAAGCCGCCGUCAAACUGUACGGAGUACCUAGGAAGGACAUCUUGGGAGGGUGUGCAGAGCUAGGUUCGUUACUCCUGGGAUGGGUGCAGCUCGUUGACGGUCGUACAGUACACCUCACCUGGCCUGGCUUGUCCAAUUUUUGGAUGGUUUGGAGCAGCCCGGAAUUAGAGGGAUGGCUCGGUGAGCAAGCUUUGCCAGUGGAAACCCUCCAUGUUCUCAUGCUACCCCUCAUCAACGAUGCUUCGACAAGUCAAAUAUCUUAG
Molecule: messenger RNA, 876 nt
Organism: Colletotrichum lupini
Lineage: Eukaryota; Fungi; Ascomycota; Sordariomycetes; Glomerellales; Glomerellaceae
Exons: 6
Coding region: 1-876 (291 amino acids)
Source: RefSeq, a predicted model, not a curated record